CGUGGUUUAAAAAUUGCUCUCUUGGCAUAAGCGUGCGGGAGCCAGGCUCACUUUUACCGCCGCUGACGCUGUCAAAAACGUUGUGGCUUCAGCAGUAACGACAGCGAGCCCCCUCCCUGCGCCGGGCUGCCGGGUCACCCGCUCCGUGUGAGAAAUUAAACGCUGAUAAUCCAUUAGCUUCAUCUUCCCCGCUUACGCGAGAGUGAUGAAGACUUGCUAAUUAAUUUACAUGCGAGGGAAUGAUCUCUGAAGGAAGGAAAAAAUACCCCGUUGCACCUGCUCCGCCGAGACUUGUCAUCUGAAUCUGGAGAAGAGCUAUAAAUCAUGUAAAGUGUUCGCGGUGGAGUCGGCUUCUGAGAGCUGUAGGAUUAUGUAUCCAAAUGCUGAAUUUAUAUUUCCCACUAGGAAAAGACUGAAACUCAGAUGCUUCAGAAACUUGCUGUGUGUUUACCACGGGUUCUGCCAAGCAACUCAAGAGGGGACUUACCUACUCUUUCAUUAGUCAAGCAUAACAUUAUCUUGAACUAAUUAUUCCUCUCCACAUGGCCUUCCUACUAGUGUCAGCUUAUCUUCUGCUGACUCAUGCUCAGGGUGCUCCUGUUGAGAAUGGGGCACUGUUGGAAACACUGAAGUCACAAGUAGGAUUAUUCAGCAAUAAAAGUGAACACUAUUCAGCACAGGUGAGACCUCCUGGCACAAGCCGGCAAAUACCUCAGACAAUAAUCAUAGGAGUUCGUAAAGGAGGGACAAGGGCUUUGCUGGAAAUGUUGGAUAUUCAUCCUAAUAUUGUGGUUGCAGCUACAGAAGUCCACUUCUUUGACUGGGAUGAAAAUUAUGUGAAAGGAAUAGACUGGUAUAGAAGUCUGAUGCCAUUUUCUUAUGGAAAUCAAAUUACAAUUGAGAAAACACCAGGCUAUUUUACAUCACCACAGGCUCCAGAAAGAAUUCAUGACAUGAAUAGCUCCAUUAAACUGCUGCUCAUUCUAAGAGAUCCCACUGAGAGAGUUAUAUCUGAUUAUACCCAAGUAUAUUACAACAGAGUAGAAAGCCACAAGCCUGUUCAGCUUUUUGAAGAUAUUGUUAUUAAGAAUGGAGCACUUAAUACCAAAUACAAAGCUAUUCAGAGAAGUCUAUAUGAUGUUCAUAUGGAAAAGUGGCUUAAGCAUUUCAGUCUGGAUCAGAUUCACAUCGUGGAUGGCAAUACUCUAAUCAAGGACCCUCUUCCUGAACUACAAAAAGUUGAAAGAUUUCUAAAUCUUCCUUCCCGAAUUGUGUCUUCUAAUUUUUAUUUUAACCAAACCAAGGGAUUCUACUGCAUUAGAAGUGAUGGAAGGGAGAGAUGUUUACAUGAAUCCAAAGGGCGUCCCCAUCCUCUUGUUAACAACACUGUUUUAGAGCAACUGUAUUCUUACUUCAGAGAGCACAAUGCAAAGUUUUACAGAAUGGUUAAUCAUUCCUUUGACUGGCAUUAAUGCAUUUGGAAUCAACAUUUCUUAAAAAGGGCCUGAAACAAACUCAUUCAGACAUAUCUUUCUAAACUGUAGAGAUUCGUAUUAUGAGGACCUAUCAUACUGGUUAUAUGCUUCAUUGGAAUAACACAUCUGAUAACUCAUGGAAAUGGUACCCUUUCUGUUUGGAAAAAUAAGUUUCACGUAUUUGUAUGAUUACUAUGAGUCAUUUUCUGAUCUUCUUUCUCUCAUCAUGCAAAUACAUUAACUUCAACAGACUUAUUUCAGAUAUGUACCUGUUACAAGAUUUGUGCUGGUUUGGAAAAAUUACUGCAUCUAACAGUGUAAAAAAUGUAAAUAUUUGAAAUGGUAUUAUUCUAACUGUUCUGUAUUUUUUGUUGUAUUUUUUAUAUCACGCACAAUGAUAGAGGCGUUGAUUUCUAGAAUUUUUCAUACAAUAAGUUCAAUUGUAUGUUAAAACAGGGGCAUACAUAGUGGCUCCAAUAAAUAAUUCAUCUUCUGUUAAUAUGCCAAAGUUCUGAAUCAAUUAAUAAUAAAAGGAAUCUAUUUCACCUGUGAGUUGACUAGGUGAACUAGAAGCUCCCUGUCUGUAUAUCAUUACUAUUAAACCACACUCUUCCUAUCUUGGGUUUGAAAGAAAAAAAUUUCCAAACAAAAUAAGAAUAUCAGCUGUUUGAAGAAGCUUUAAGUGUGAGUUCUGAAUGUAAAGAAAUUAAAAUAUCCCAGGCAACCUCAAUUUAUACUGUUAUUCUGUACACUAAAAAAAAAAAAAAAAAAAGCAAAAAAGCUAUUAAUAUCAGCAACUGUACAAAUAUUUGAUUAUAUAAAUUAUAUCACUUUGCUCUUGAAUGGAAAAGCUCUUCAUUAGUACUAGCAUAUCAAUCAUGUCUGUAUUCUGUGACUAGUUAUUCUAUUGCUCUCCUGGCUUUAGUUUACAUAUCUCCAUUGGCACAUCGAUUCUUGUUUAAAAAAAUAUUUGCUUGCCCUCCAAAGCAUGGAGUAUUUUUAUUUUGUUAUUUCUAAUGCAGAUCAUGGGAUGUUCUCAAAGUUAAAAUAACAUCUUGUUAUACUGUAUAUCUCAGACACAGUGUUCAAUAUGCUAAGUAUGACAUACUCAGAUUAUAUAUAAAACCCACACCCAUCUAUACCCCUGCAUUACGAAUUUUUUUAAUAUUUUUUGUUUGACAGUAUUGUGCUGGUGUGUUCUCCUUUUUUCAUGUAAACAUUUUAUUAUAUAUCAAUACCAAAGAAGAAAAUCAACUUGAAGUGUUAAAUAUGGUGCCAGAUAGAACUACAGAUGCAGAUGUGCUUGUCUGAAGUUGUACCUUGCAAUCCAGACACUCUGGUGCCCCCUCGGUAGAAGCAUUCAUUAGGUGCAUUCCUCUUCAAGCUCCUCAGGACACUGAGAGCUGUAGCUGUGUGGGCCCACUCUGAGAAUCGCAGCAUCAAACUGCACCUAAGCCUGGUGAGGAUCCUGAAUCUGUGUCCUGUCUAAGCCACUGCUCAGCCUAUAGGAGUUUAUGUUCCUAAUGUGGGAUUCAGUCUUCCACUUCACAGGCUAAAAGGCAUCAAGUCUUUCUCCUUCUUCUCUGAAGUUUACAGCUAAUCUUUAAAUGAGUUGAAUGCAGGAACACCAGUUGGCAGAGGCUGUAUGCAUCUUUGAAAAUGUGGGUCCCUUUCUGGAAUUUACAUUUCAAG
Messenger RNA from Grus americana (Whooping crane), 3167 nucleotides. RefSeq names its product heparan sulfate glucosamine 3-O-sulfotransferase 1-like. The transcript is spliced from 3 exons. Gene Ontology annotation, molecular function: [heparan sulfate]-glucosamine 3-sulfotransferase activity. Lineage: Eukaryota; Metazoa; Chordata; Aves; Gruiformes; Gruidae. The record is from RefSeq and is a predicted model, not a curated record. Bases 543 to 1472 code for a protein of 309 amino acids.